AUGGCAGUAUCACAUGGGGUUGGCAAGAAGGCCUCGUGGAUGACGCAACAUUUGAGCAAAGACCUGAAGAGGCACACCCACUACCCACUCAGGACAGGACCCCGUGUGACGUCCCGUUCUGAUUGUGAGCAUCCAUGGGGCCCUGCUGGGGCUGUACUCACCUUCACCAAUUCGACGGAGGCCCGAGCAGACCCCACAUGGAUGAAGAGAAAGAAGGAAGAGACAACCAGUGGAGCCGACUCACAGUCCUCAGUUUUCCCAGGGGUUGCAAACAGCCAUCCUGCACAGAUGGCCAUCCUGGACCUGGCCACUGUCUUCAGACCAUGCGAGGACAGGAGGUGCUGGGUCUCUGGAUUCAGGCACAUGGGCUACAUUAGUGCCCCUCAGGAGGAGCAGAAGAAGGAAAUGGAUGAGUUUAAACACCAGCAUGAACAAAUGAACAUCACACAUAGCCAGCUCUUUUUACAGAAAGAUGAGGAAAUUAAGAAUUUACAAAAAACAAUUGAACAACUAAAAACCCAGUUGAAUGAAGAAAGGCAGUUCAUUGAAACAGAGAUUAUCCAGCAGAAAGACUUGGACAUGCAAGCUUGUCAGGCGAGAAUGUCUUCUGCUUCCUACCCCCAGGAUGUGACCCGACUUCAACAGCAACUGCAGGCCUACGCGAGGAAGAGAGAACAAGUACUCGCUGUUUUGGAGGAGAAGACAAGGGAAACCAGCCAUUUGAAAAGAGAAUACCACAAAAUGAUGGAUAUCGUUGCUGCCAAAGAAGCAGCACUCAUUAAGCUGCAAGACGACAAUAAAAUACUGUGCACUAGAUUUGAAAGUACUGGUCAAGAUAUGUUUAGAGAAACUCUUCAGAAUUUGUCACUUAUCAUUCGAGAAAAGGACAUUGAAAUAGAUGCACUGAGUCAGAAAUGUGAAACUUUGUUGGCAGUUUUACAAACUUCCAGUCCUGGGGAUGAGGUUGGAGGUGUAAGUAGUCAUCAGUUUGAGGAGCUGCUAGAGGAGCGUAAUAAAUUAAAGCAGCAAGUAAAGAAUAUGGAAGAAUGGAAACGGCAGGUGAUCACCAUGGUCCAAAACACUCAGCAUGAGUCUGCCCAGGUUCUGGAGGAAAUUUAUCAACUUCAGGCCCAAGUUUUGGUGGACCGUGAUAACAAUUCUAAAUUACAAGAAGACUACAUUGGCCUGAUCCAAAGGUAUGAGCAGAAUGAAAUCAAACUUAAACAUUUGGGACAAGAAUUACCACAAGUUCAGCAAGGCAUAAGACAACUUUGUAGUGCCAAGGACCUUCUUCUAGGAAAACUUGAUAUCUUGUCACUGCUCUCUUCUGGAUCAUCAUUUACCUCCCAGGCAGCAGAGUCCCUUAUACCAAGUGUGUCUGCUGGAUUGAGUGAGAUUUCUAAACUAAAAGUGGAAAAUGAACAACUAGUAGAAACAUCCAAGGGAAAGGAAACAGAAUAUCAAGCAUUACAAGAGACUAACAUGAAGUUUUCUCUAAUGCUUCGAGAAAAAGAGUUGGAGUACAAUUCAAUGCAGAAGAAGGCUCUUGCUUUAGAGCAGCUAUUGAAAGAAAAAGAACAGGUGAGGCUGGGGAGUAAAUCGCUUUUAAUUACAGUCGAGUCAAUGCAGGAGAAGACAACUGCACUGCAACAGGAGGGAGACCAAGUCAUGAUGGCCCUGAAACAGAAACAAGUGGAAAACAGCGCCCUACAGAAUGAAGUCCACCACUUACAGGACAAAGAGUCACAGUUAAACCAGGAGCUCCACAGACUGUGCAACCGUCUGUUAGAACCGGAAGAGUGUCACACUCGGAAAUUGUCGGCCGUGGAAGAUAGAGAGGCUAAACUGAGAAAGAAAGUCACAUCAUUGGAGGAAAAGCUACUCUCAUCCUCUAAGGCAAUGGAAAAUGCAAGUUACCAAGCCAGUGUGCAGGUGGAGUCAUUGCGAGAACAAUUGCACAUCGUCUCCAAGCAGAGGGAUGAAUGUGCAGCCCAGCUCACUGUCUCUCAGGACCAAGUAAAGCAGUAUGCGCUGUCAUUAAGUAACCUACAGAUGGUCCUAGAGCACUUCCAACACGAGCAAAACGCGAUGCAUUCUGCUGAAUUAGAAAAACAAAAACACGUUGCAGCCGAAUGGAAGACAAAGGCAGAAAAUCUUGAAGCAAAAGUAUUAUCAUUGCAAGAACAUUUGGAUGAAGCGAAUGCAGCACUGGAUUCAGCAUCCAGACUUACAGAACAGUUAGAUCUAAAGGAACAACAGAUUGAAGAACUUCAAAAACAAACUGAGCUCCGACAGGAAAUGCUGGAUGAUACACAAAAGAAAUUGAUGAAUUUAGUAAACAUCACAGAAGGAAAAGUGGACAAAGUCCUCAUGAGAAAUCUUCUCAUUGGUCAUUUCCACACACCAAAAAGUAAGCGACAUGAAGUAUUACGGUUAAUGGGAACCAUCCUUGGUAUGAAGAAGGAGGAGAUGGAGCAGUUGUUUAAUGAAGACCAAGGAGGUAUUGCGAGGUGGAUGAUUGGGUGGCAUGGAGAAGGAUCAAAAAGUAUCCCCAACAUACCUCUGACACCAAAUCAGCAAUCUACUCUUAAGAGUUCUUUUUCAGAGCUUUUUGUUAAAUUUCUAGAAAUGGAAUCUCGUCCAUCUGUCCCCUCACCAAAGCUUCCUGUUUAUGACAUAUAACAUCUAGAUUCACCGAAGACAACUGGACACAAAUGCACAAGUUUUAAAGGUACAACAGAACCCAGGGUGGGUAGAAGAGCAGACAUGAAUCCAUUCUAUCCCCGCUCUGCAGCUGUGCCUCUUAUUAAAACUGCUGGACUUGGACUUGGUGGGCUCGGGCAUCUUCUUUUGAAGCCCAUCCCAGACUUUCUGUCCACAUUGACUUUGCCAGUGUCACCUGACAACAGUGCUUGCACUGCCAAAGACCUGCUAAAGCAAUAG
Castor canadensis (American beaver) is the source of this 2943-nucleotide messenger RNA. The record is from RefSeq and is a predicted model, not a curated record. NCBI's taxonomy places the organism in Eukaryota, Metazoa, Chordata, Mammalia, Rodentia, Castoridae.